Fusarium subglutinans is the source of this 3057-nucleotide messenger RNA. Its product is annotated as AMP deaminase. The record is from RefSeq and is a predicted model, not a curated record. Gene Ontology annotation, cellular component: cytosol. The transcript is spliced from 4 exons. Lineage: Eukaryota; Fungi; Ascomycota; Sordariomycetes; Hypocreales; Nectriaceae. Gene Ontology annotation, molecular function: AMP deaminase activity. The coding region runs from base 1 to 3057 and encodes 1018 amino acids. Gene Ontology annotation, biological process: AMP metabolic process; IMP salvage.
AUGGCUGACCCAAUAUCACGAACCCUACUUUGGUUCUCGACGAUAACGACAUCAAUUGGAAACUUUUCUGACCGAGCAUAUGCCACAGGCGGCCCUAUAUUCGAGGAAAGCGAAUCAAGCGCUCUUGAUGUGCGGGCACGGGAGUCAGAUGAGGAGAUAGACGAGACUAGAGAUUCUGGUGCAACCGGACAUGGCGCCUCGCACAAUGCCCCCUCUGACGCUGGCUCCCACACCGGCAACGAAGCUGAGGAGCUCGAAGAUGGGAUGCUUCUCCGCGACUUGCCCAAGAGAACUACUUUUUACGAUCCUGUCGCUGAGCGUCAAAUGAGCCAGACGGACGCAAAAUACUUCUACCACCGAAACAAGGCCGAUGCACGCAACGGUGGUGGGGCUGGCUACCAAUCUAUACCUCAAAGUCCUUUCCUUGCUUCUGGGUCUCGCCCUGCAACCGAAUAUGGUGCCGAUAGUCUGGUGCUAGACUCGAGUGGUCGUCGAGUCGAUUCUGUCCCUCCUGGUUUGGAGAUGCCAAACCCUGCCGUUGACUCAGGUUUUACUCAAUCGCCUACAAAACUCGAUGCGCAGCCUGCCCCAUUCUCACCUAGUCAUCCUUCCGCCCUUCCUCAUGCUGGUCAGGUUGCCCAGGAUCCACGACUGCCUGAUGGCUCCAGUAAUGGCCUGCCCUCUGGUGGACUCUUUGACACUGAGCCCCAUAUCACUUCAGAAUUGAGUGCUAUCUCCAAGAACAUUCAGAGAAUCCUCGACACCAGGCGCAAAUAUAUCGCCCUCUCGAAUCAGGGGCCUGAUGAUAACCCAAGAGACGGCCCGGAUUGGGAAAUUUACCCCCCUCCACCAGAGCCGGCAUGGCAGCAAUCGUCGAGGCAAAGAGCAAGUACUACAGAGCAUGUACCAGGUCAAGAGAAUACUUGCUUGAACGGUAGUAAGGAUGCUACUGGGUCCAAACCAGGCGAGUUGCCCCAGGAGCACCAUGAAGGUAGACGCUCGGCAAGAAGGCGAAAGCCAGGUCAAGAUAUUGGCGAAGAUUUUGAUAUGGCUGACAUAUUGCCUCUGCCGGGCGAUGAUGGACGCUCAUACAAGUUGGACGAUAGCGGAGUCUAUCAAGUAUUCGAAGGCCACGAUACCCAGACGCCUGCGAUCAAGGUUCCUACAAUCAGGGAAUUCUACAUGGACCUGGACGACAUUCUUGACGUCUCUUCUGACGGACCUAGUAAGAGUUUUGCAUUUCGACGUCUCCAAUAUCUCGAGGGUAAAUUCAACCUAUAUGUCCUCCUGAAUGAGUAUCAAGAAACAGCCGAUAGCAAGAAGGUUCCUCACCGAGACUUCUACAAUGUUCGAAAGGUAGAUACCCACGUUCAUCAUUCUGCCUGCAUGAACCAGAAACAUCUGCUUCGCUUCAUUAAGAGUAAGAUGAAGAAAUUUCCCAACGAAGUCGUCCUGUUUCGUGAUGGAAGACAUCUCACCCUAGCCGAGGUCUUUGCUAGUAUUAACCUGACAGCUUAUGACCUGAGCAUUGAUACAUUGGACAUGCAUGCUCAUACGGAUUCGUUCCAUCGUUUCGACAAAUUUAACCUCAAGUAUAAUCCAGUCGGAGAGUCCCGUCUUCGAACCAUCUUUCUCAAGACAGAUAACUUUAUACACGGCCGGUACCUUGCCGAAAUUACCAAAGAAGUCAUAUCUGAUCUUGAGUCAAGCAAGUACCAGAUGGUUGAGUGGCGCAUAUCCAUUUAUGGCAAAUCAAUUGAUGAGUGGGACAAGCUUGCGGCUUGGGUGGUUGAUAACAAGCUGUUUUCGCACAAUGUUCGCUGGCUUAUCCAGAUCCCUCGCCUCUACGACGUCUACAAAGCAAGUGGUCUCAUGGAGACGUUUGAACAGGUGGUCAAGAAUGUCUUUCAGCCACUCUUUGAAGUCACAAAGGACCCAUCAAGCCAUCCAAAGCUGCAUAUCUUCCUUCAGCGAGUGAUUGGUUUCGACAGUGUUGACGACGAGAGUAAAGUUGAGCGUCGGCUGUUCAAGAAGUUCCCUGUGCCGAAAGUAUGGGAUACCAAACAGAACCCGCCAUAUAGUUACUGGAUUUACUAUCUGUACUCUAAUCUGGUAUCGUUGAAUUACUGGCGCAGGAAGCGCGGUUUCAACACGCUGGUCCUGCGACCCCAUUGCGGAGAAGCUGGCGACAGCGAGCACUUAGCUGUUGCCGCCUUGUGUUGCCAUAGCAUCAGCCAUGGACUGCUCCUGCGCAAAGUCCCUCUUCUUCAGUAUGUCUUUUAUCUGGACCAGAUCGGCAUCGCCAUGUCACCGCUGAGUAACAACGCCCUGUUCCUUGCCUACGAGCGGAAUCCUUUCCACCAGUACUUCAAGAGAGGUCUCAAUGUCUCACUGUCUACGGAUGAUCCUCUGCAGUUUGCUUUCACCAAAGAGCCAUUAAUCGAGGAGUAUGCGGUUGCGGCACAGAUUUACAAGCUCAAUUCAGUUGACAUGUGUGAGCUCGCCAAGAAUUCUGUUAAACAAAGCGGUUACGAGUUGUCCAUCAAAGAGCAUUGGUUAGGGCGUGGCUGCAAUAAGCCAGGAAAGGAAGGAAACGCCAUGGUUAAGACAAAUGUUCCUGAUCGAAGGGAAGAAUUCCGCUACUUCACCUUGGUGCAGGAGAGAGACGUGCUGUCGAAAUAUGUCACUUACAAUGCUACAAAUGAGCCUCCUACGCAAGCUUCUGGCAAUGAAAGCAAGAUGUCAGAGUCAGUGACGUCCCUGACUGGCCAAACCGCUGGCUUGGGAGUCGCAACGGGCAGUGAGACUGCCAAUGUCGAGACUUCUUCACCAGUUGGCCAUCACAUUGCAAAAGUCGCAUCCCAAGCUGGUCCGUCGGCCGGCCGAGAUCAAACAUGGUCCAGCGAUCCUAUGUCAGACCAUCAUCUUUCUGGAACCGAUCCGAGAAUGUUCCCAGGCAUUUUUACUCGUGGACACCGCACAGGUAGCCAUCGGAAUCUUGCUCAGUUUAAUGACGACCGUGACACUGAAGACGAUAUUUUCGGCCCCGAAACCUGA